AUGUCCUACAGAAGAAGAGCUCCAGCAAAUACCAUUACCGGUGAAAGUCAUAUUAGAGGACCGACUAGUGCGCUUACAGGUUUUCUCAGAGAGCAUGGAAUCAAUGAUGAUUUGAUUAGAAGACGUCAAGAAUUGGCAGAACAAAACCCUGAUAACGACGAUGAAAAUCAGGAAGAAGAAGAGGGGGAUACUGAAGAACAUCCUCUAGAUGGAGCUGCUCCAGAAAUAUCGUCAGCAGUACAGGAUCAAGACGAAAAAGAGGAUGAGGAAUUACAAAUAAGGAUAGCCGCAAGAAGAAAAAGAAGACUUGCUAAACAGAAUGAAUCGGAUUAUACUGAUAGUGAUGAUGAUGAUAAUGAUGACAGCCAAGCUGCUGCUUCUAACUCAUCAAGCACCCCAAUAUCUUUUUCUUCAAAUAAAAAAAAGAUGACGCUUGCUCCGGGAAUGGAAAUCAAAUGUUAUGAGUGUCCAGUGUCGUUUAAGAUCACCGCGUUUUCUCGUAAAGUGAAGGAUAUCGAUGGAAUUAUUAUUGGCUAUCUUUGUAAAGACUGUGCUCAAGAAGCGUUGGAGAAGGAAAAAUUAAAACGUGAAAAAGCUUUGAAAGCUAGGAAAAGAAGAAAGAAAGUUGCUGAAGCAUUACUUGAUAAACAAGAAUUGAAAUUCCCAUCUUUGCAAGAUCUUUGCGUGAAAUUGAUCAUCAAAUAUAUCGAUGACGUCGAACAAUUCGGUGACAUUGGUACAGUUAACUUGCUGAAGAUUUGUCAAAUUCUUUGCAAAAAUCGCUUGUUGUCAGAUGCUUCUUUGCAGUUAUUUUUGAAUCCAGAAAUCAAAGACCUCGAGCUUUUCGAUUGCUCGAAACUCAAUGCCGAUUCUCUCAAAAAAAUUGCUGCUUAUUGUCCUAAUCUCUCCAAUUUAUCCUUGCAAUUUGCCGCCCGAUUGAAUGAUAAUGUAUUUGAUUAUUAUAUUGAUCGUUUAGAUAACCUUACGUCUCUUCAUUUGAAUGGAUCUUUCUUAAUAUUUGACGAUAUGUGGAAAAAGUUUUUUGAAAAGUUUGGAAAGCAAUUGAAAUCUUUCACUAUCAAAAAUAGCUACCGAUUUACGGACAAAUCAAUUGAUUACUUGGUCAGUAAUUGCCAAGUUCUAGAACUGUUAACUCUUUCGCGCCUUGACGGAGUGAUUAGCCCAACUUCCUACGGUAAAAUUUCGCAAAUUUCUACGCUUCGACACUUGGAAAUCAGUUUCCCAACAAAUGAGGGUUUAGUCACCAAUGAUUCGGUAAUCCAGAUUCUUGAUACCGUAGGUCCGCAACUUGAAACCCUUGUACUUGAUGGUUGCAGUGCGUUGACCGAUGAUUUCCUCGUGAAAGGAAUCAAAGCUAAUUGUUUAGAACUAAAGAAACUUUCAUUGAAAUAUCUUGACCAAAUCACCAAUUCCGGAUUCCAAGAAUUAUUCACCAAAUGGGAUUCUAACGCUGGUUUAAUGAGCCUUGAUCUUCAAAAAUGUGUUUGUUUAGGUGAUGACGCGCUCGUUGCCAUGAUUCAUCAUCUGAGUGGUUCUUUGAUCCAACUUGAUAUCAAUUCAAUUGGUGACUUAACUUUUGAAGUUUUCAAUGCCAUUAAGAAAAUUGGGCUACCAUUAUUAACUACCAUUGAUUGUGGUUUCGUGAGGGCUGUCGACAAUAGGGUGGUUAAAAUAUUGAAUGAUGCCGCACCACAGUUAAAAAUCAUGGAAGUAUUUGGUUGUAAUAGAUGCAAUGGUAGCGUAAACAUUAGAAAGGGGUUGCAGAUUAUUGGAAGACAAAGUGACAGCAUUUAG
This is a messenger RNA of Saccharomycopsis crataegensis, 1815 nucleotides long. RefSeq names its product UV-damaged DNA-binding protein RAD7 (gene RAD7). The record is from RefSeq and is a predicted model, not a curated record. Gene Ontology annotation, biological process: SCF-dependent proteasomal ubiquitin-dependent protein catabolic process. Gene Ontology annotation, cellular component: SCF ubiquitin ligase complex. The coding region runs from base 1 to 1815 and encodes 604 amino acids. Lineage: Eukaryota; Fungi; Ascomycota; Saccharomycetes; Ascoideales; Saccharomycopsidaceae. The transcript has a single exon.